UGAAGUGGUAAAAUGCUGAUAAAAAAACAUGCACCGAAGUGUGGACAUUUUCAUGAUUAUGAUUAUAACAUGUAAGUGAUAUUAAGUAAAACCAUAGAGGCUUAUCCCGGCGCGAGAGCUCUUCUUCCUUCUCCCCAGUGAGCGUGUUCCGUGUCCACGCCGGGGGAACGUUCACUCGGUGGCCGGCGUCUCUGGACGUGAUCAUUUCCAAACCCUUUUCACUCGCGUUUUGGGACGUCGCCAUCCACACACCAUUCAUUUAUCAUCCGCGGACAAACUUCUGUCUGCUCAAAGACCCUUGAAUCCUGCCAAGUGCGGAGCUGCGACGCCGCGCUGUUUUUUUGUUUUUUUUUGGAGAGGACGCAGUCAAUAACUCUCUUGUGAAGUGGUGAAUGGCGGGCUCAUUCAGGUUUUUCCCUUCAUGACUUCGUGAAAACCUGCUACUUCAAGACCCUCUACCUAACGUGGAGCCAGCAGAAGGUAACCGGCCAGCUUCUGUGGGAUUUGAUGUUGCCUUUAGGUGGCUUCAACUGAAGAUGGAAACACUGGAGUCAGAGCUGACCUGCCCAAUCUGCCUGGAGUUGUUUGAAGACCCUCUGCUCUUGCCGUGCGCCCACAGCCUGUGCUUCAACUGUGCCCACCGCAUCCUGGUGUCCCACUGCUCAUCCAGCAAGCCGCUCCAGUCCGUGUCAGCCUUUCAGUGCCCCACCUGUCGCUACGUCAUCGCGCUGAAUCACCGCGGGCUGGAGGGCCUCAAGCGCAAUGUGACGCUGCAGAACAUUAUUGACCGCUUUCAAAAGGCCUCCCUUAGCGGCCCCAAUUCGCCCACUGAGAGCCGGCGUCUGCAGCGGCCAUUCACCGCCACUAUUAGUGGCACAAUUGGCGGGGGUGGCGGCGGUGGCACAAGCGGAAGCAGCGCCCGGAGCAGUCCGGCCACUUCCAGCCACGCCCACCCGCAUGCCAAUCACACCAACCACGCAAACCACACCAACGCCAACCACAGCCCGGCGUUUGUGGCGAAAAUGGAUCCGCGCAUCAGCUGCCAGUUCUGCGAGCAGGAUCCGCCUCGCGAGGCCAUCAAGACGUGUGUCACGUGCGAGGUGUCGUACUGCGACCGCUGCCUGCGAGCCACGCACCCCAACAAGAAGCCCUUCACCAGUCACCGCCUGGUGGAGCCCGUGCCCGACACGCACCUCCGCGGGCUGACCUGCCCGGAGCAUGAGAACGAGAAGGUCAACAUGUACUGCUUGGUGGACGACCAGCUCAUCUGUGCCCUCUGCAAGCUGGUCGGGCGGCACCGCGAGCACCAGGUGUCCUCGCUCAUCGAACGCUUCGACAAACUCAAAGCUUAUCAGGUGAGCCCGGGCAGAGUGUCAGACGCGGUAAUGACGGCUUCAAAGACAAGUGCUGCGCAAACCUUGGAGAACAACUUGACCAACCUGGUGAAGAGGAACAGUGAACUGGAGAACCAAAUGGCCAAGCUCAUCCAGAUCUGUCAACAGGUUGAGGUGAACACCGCCAUGCACGAAGCCAAACUAGUGGAGGAGUGUGACGAGCUGGUAGAGAUCAUCCGCCAGAGGAAGCAAGUCAUCGCUGUGAAAAUCAAGGAGUCCAAGGUAAUGAAGCUGCGUAAGCUGGCCCAGCAGAUUGCAAACUGCCGCCAGUGUCUGGAGCGCUCCAGUGCCCUCAUCACACAGGCCGAGCAGAGCCUAAAGGAAAACGACCACGCCCGCUUCCUUCAGACUGCCCGAAACGUAGCAGAGAGGGUUGCCAUGGCAACAGCCUCCUCCCAGGUACUCAUUCCAGACGUCAACCUGAAUGAAGCUUUUGACAACUUUGCCCUGGACUUCUCCAGAGAGAAGAAGAUUCUGGAAGGCCUAGAUUACCUGACAGCGCCCAGCCCUCCAGCCAUCAGAGACGAACUGUGCACGGCCUCACACGACACCAUCACUGUUCACUGGACGUCAGAAGACGAGUUCAGCGUCACUUCCUACGAGCUGCAGUACACCAUCUACACCGGCCAGACUAACUUCAUCAGUUUGUACAACUCGGCCGACAGCUGGAUGAUUGUGCCGAACAUCAAGCAGAAUCACUACACAGUCCACGGGCUGCAGAGUGGCACACGCUAUGUCUUCUUCGUCAAGGCUAUCAAUCAGGCGGGAAGCCGUAACAGCGAACCAACCCGACUCAAAACCAACAGCCAGCCCUUCAAGUUGGACCCUAAAACAGCGCACAAGAAGCUGCGUCUGUCCAACGACUGCCUGACCAUGGAGAAGGACGAGAGCUCCCUGAAGAAGAGUCACACUCCGGAGCGCUUUGGUGGAACAGGCUCGUACGGGGCGGCCGGCAACGUGUUCAUUGACAGCGGGUGUCACUACUGGGAGGUGCUGCUGGGAGCGUCCACCUGGUAUGCCAUCGGCGUGGCUUAUAAGUCCGCCCCCAAAAAUGAAUGGAGCGGCAAAAACUCCUCAUCAUGGGUGUUCUCCCGCUGCAACAACAACUUCAUGGUGCGUCACGACGGCAAGGAGAUGCUGGUGGAGUCCAGCCUGCAGCUGAGGCGCCUCGGCGUCCUGCUGGACUACGACAACAAUUCUCUGUCCUUCUACGACGCCAUGAACUCCCAUCACAUUCACACCUUCGACAUCUCCUUCCUCCUGCCCGUGGUGCCCACCUUCAUGAUCUGGAACAAGUCGGUGAUGAUCCUGUCGGGGCUCCCCGUGCCGGACUUUGUGGAGGGCAUGUCUCUGGAUCAGCAAGAGCAGCAGCAGCAGAUGGGUCUGUGCAGACAGGAGUCCCCCUACUUGACCGGGAUGAAGACCUGCCACUGAGGGGACGGUCCACCUGGGUGGGGUCACCUUGAGACCGGCAAUGCACGGAUCUAUGAGGUCGGUGGGAAAGCAUUAGAAGCAGACUUUCUACCGCGUGUUAAAAUAUGCACAUCAGUCUUCAAACUUGAUCAUACCUAAAGUCACGGCAUAAAAGGUCAUCUUUGACCAACUGAAACUAGGAAAAUUGUCAGCAGUUCGAUUUCCCAAGAAGUCCCGCUAGUUUCCAUCAACAUUUGAACAGGGCAAUCAGUAAAAAGACGGUUUCGGUUCUAAUCAACAAGUCUAAUAUCACUGACCAUGUGCUGCAGCGUCCAUAUCUACUGUAAGAGGACUGUUCCUGGACCUGACCGUUAGUGGGUCCACACAACCACAUUUACUUUAUGUGACUACUUAACUUGUAUCAUAAGAGUUUUAUGGAAAGUGUUAUUUAUGGCUUUUAUUUUGAAACCUAACAUAUCAUGCACUAUUUAAAAAAAAUCACUCCAAAGUGGGUUUUUGAAGUCUGUGCAUUGAGAGCAAUGACCGAGGACGUCGCAACCCUCCUUCACAUCGAAACUUCCCAGAAUAGAUGUGUCUUGUCGAGCAAAGGGAUUUUGUUUUUGUGGUUUUCAACACAAAAUAUUAAGUCACAUUUUAAAAAGCGAGGGGACACUUUAUUCUUGAUUAUUCAGGGAAGGGGGUGGAUUUUACACUUUAACUGUUGCAGCGUAACAGCAUGAUGGUGUUUUCCUAUGUUAUUGUAGGUGUCCACAUACACGCACACACACACACACACACACGUCACCUUUCCUUUGGCUUGGCCUCACUGUGAUGAAUGCAUGAUCACGCUGUAGACCAAUGAUGUGCACUUCAGUUCAUCUUUUGACACCCAAUCACAUGCAAAACAGAUUUCGCUCCCCGUGAUUUUAGUCCCAUGUUGGAUGAGCCAGUGCAUCAUUUUACACAAGAAUUUAGUACCAAAUUGCACACGGUGUGCUGUGUUACUGCACUUGAACCCUGUGACAGUCCGUUUUAAUGACCUGCGAUGCCAAUGAAGACAUAAUAGUCCAUAGGUUUUUGAAGAGUGAAAACAUUUUAUAUUCAUUUCUUUUCCCACAUUUAUUUAAACUUCAGUUCUCAACAAAAUUAUCAAUUAAGUAUUUUGUUACCCUUUUGAAGGCCCUUUUGAUUAGAUGUCACAGAUUGAAAUUAGUGCAAUACAAAUUUGUACUAAUUGAAACAUUUGAUCAAAAGCCCUUGUAACAACACAUUAUGUAAUAAUGCAUUAUGUAUAAAUGCAUUAUUACGUAAUACAAUAUGUAAUAAUAGAAUAAAUGUUCACUUCAUUACCCUAUGUAUACAAUGCCGCAUUCUGUAAUAAUUUGCCACAUGUUGUAUUAGCUUCUAACACAUUGAAAAAGUUAUUACAAAUGUCUCAAAGUUUAUUACAAAAUGGAUUUAAGCUUUUUUUUUUCACAAAAUGUGCCGCCGUUAUUAAUGAGGUGAACAUUUGUUACAUUGUUCACAAUGCAAAGUUAUUUUUAGUACAAAAUCUGACUAAUUUAUUGUAUAUAAAUGUUACAAUUGUCAAUACAAGGUUUUUUUUAGUACAAAAUCGGAUGAAAUUAUUGUAUAAAAAUGUUAUAAUUGACACAAGGUAAUUUUUAGUACAGAAUCCUACCAAAUUAUUGUGUAUAAAUGUUACAAUUGACAAUACAAAGUUAUUUUUGGUACAAAAUCCGACUAAAUUGUUGUAUAAAAAUGUUACAAUUGACAAGAAGUUAUUUUAGUACAAAAUCCUACUAAAUUAUUGUGUAUAAAUAUUACAGUUGACAAUACAAGGUUAUUUUUGGUACAAAAUCCGACUAAAUUGUUGUAUAAAAAUGUUAUAAUUGACAUUACAAAUAUAUUUUUAGUACAAAAUCCGACUACAUGUUUUCUAUAGAAUGUUACAAUAAGUAAUUUUUAGUACAAAACCAUACUAAAUUAUUGUUUUGCAAAAAUGUGACAAUUAACAAUACAAUGUUUUGUUUUUUUCCAAAAAAACAAAUAAAUAAAUAAAAACGACUACUAAACUCCUGUGUAAAAGACUUUUAAAAGACAAACUACUUUUUAGUACGAAAUCCUACUUAUUUAUUGUUUUAAUAGCUUGCAAUUGACAAUGUUAUUUUUGUUACACAAUCCUACACAAUUACAGUAAAGGCUUGCAAUUAAUUCAAAGUUGUUUUUUGGUCAAAAUUCUAAUAAAUUCUUGCAAUUGACGUUAUUUGUUGCGCAAAAACCCACACAAUUCCUGUUAAAAAGUUUUGCAAUUGACAAUGUUAUUUUUGUACAAAUCCCUACUAAAUUCCUGUUAAAGACUUUCAAUUAACAAUACAAAGUCAUGCAAAAUCUUUCUAAAUUCUUGUAUAAAAGGCUUGCAAUUGUGAAUGUUAUUUUGUUGUGCAAAAAUCCUACUAAACUUUGGUGCAAAAGACGAACAAUUAACAAUACAAAGUUUCUUUUUGUGCAAAAAAAUCAGAUUUGUUGCUUGCAAAUGACGAACAAUGCACAUGUGAAGACGACGCUGAGUGUUUUUGAACAUCACCUGACUUGUGAGAUACUUGGAACUGGUUUUGUUGCCCGUCAGUCACAGGCUCCAAGCAGCCGCGUGUUGAUCUGUGAUCCAGACUGACAAUGGAGGCAUCGGAGCGUGUCCGCUCGUCGGGUCACUGCAUGAAUUUGUGACCUUGCUACAGGUUCACAGCUCCUUGCCGAUCACAUGAGGGUCACCUGUUAGGUGGUGAGUACUAAAAAAAAAACAAGCAGAAAAAGUCAAUCGCCAUUCAUAUCAGACUUUGCAGUGUUAUUUCUUUCUUUGGUGUCACCAGUCCAUACAGAAAAUCUAUACAGUGAAUCAUUCUCGGUAGCCUUUGCAGUGCAGUGUACGACCUUAGAGACAAUGCAAUAGAUCCUCCUCCUUUUUGCUUUUCAACACAACUCAGAAGAAACACUCUCCUCCCCUGUUGGUAUUUUGAUAAAAGAGCAGUGUUGCAUUUGUGACAUGACAUCUUCGCCAAUGAGGAUCAUAAAGUCAUCAAUUGGAUGGGAAAUAUAUAUUAUAUACACUUGUAUAUUAUAUCAAAUACAUACAAACCAAUGUUAUUUAUGUGAAUUUACGUCCAAAUAAAAGUCAG
Messenger RNA from Nerophis lumbriciformis (worm pipefish), 5983 nucleotides. RefSeq names its product midline 2 (gene mid2). Gene Ontology annotation, molecular function: zinc ion binding; microtubule binding. The record is from RefSeq and is a predicted model, not a curated record. Gene Ontology annotation, biological process: protein localization to microtubule. Lineage: Eukaryota; Metazoa; Chordata; Actinopteri; Syngnathiformes; Syngnathidae. Gene Ontology annotation, cellular component: microtubule.